Messenger RNA from Symbiodinium sp. CCMP2592, 1143 nucleotides. Lineage: Eukaryota; Dinophyceae; Suessiales; Symbiodiniaceae. The record is from the annotation of a GenBank genome assembly.
AUGCCGGCCCCCAGAAACCUUAUGCGUACCGGCUUGCUGCCACCGACUUACGGCAUGGUCUGCUCGGGCUUUUCCACGCCGACCCUCGACUGCGUACAUUUGGGAUCCAUGCCUUCAGCUCGGGCAAUGAUGCGACCUGGAAGUCUGUCGCCUCCGUCUGGCAUGUCAAGGCCUGGCUUUAGCCUGUCUUUGCCGGAGUUCGCUGCAUUCGGCUUGACCCUCUUACUGCAGAGGCUUGCCCGUCUGGGAAGCUUCUUGCCAACUUUUGGCCUCACCAGACUCGGAGUCCCCUUGCCUUUGCUGGACUACACGCACUUGGACUUCGCGUUGUCCCCUCGGUCCCUUUGCCGCUUGGGGCUGGCAACGUUGGCCUACGGCAUCGUGCGGGUGGGCCUCUUGCCUUCGGUGCUUGAUUUUGUCCAUCCUGGUGCACCCCCAUCUCUGCGCACGUCCGCACGCUUCGAGAGUGUUCCAUCUGCUUACGGACUUUCGCGGCUCGGGCCUACCUCACCAGCCCCAGACCUCUUUCACAUGGGAUCCCUACUGCUUCCUCAGUCUCAUGCUUGUUUAGGCGUGGUGAUGCCAGCAUACGGCGUAACGCGCUCAGAGGCAAUCCUGUCGGCUCUGGACUUCGGCUGCUCCAGCUCGCUCCUGCCUUCGAGGAGCUCCCAGCAGCUGGGACCUCCGCUUCCCACCUACGGCAUUACGAAGCUGGACUUGACUCUUCCAAUCCUGGAGCAUGCGCACUUCGACUCACCCCUACUGACCAGAGGACACAUGAGGUCGGGCAUGGCCACGUUCUCGUCUGGCUUGUCUCGACUGGGCCCACCCUUGCCAUCGUCGGAGUUUGCUGCGCUCGAGCCAGCGCUGCCCCCACGAACACCUGCAAGGACAGGAAGCUCCUUACCUGCCUACGGCUUGGCGCGGGUCGACCCGUCUCUUUCCGUUCCCGACUGGCUGAACAUAGCACCGCUGCUGCCCUUGCAUGGACUCAUGAAGACCGGAUCAUCUUCGUUUGCAUUCGGAGUAGCACGGCCUGGGUUGAUGCCGUUCACUACCGACCUUGUGCAUGUAGACUCCCCUCUUUUGCUGCACACCUUUGCUCAGCACGGAAGCGCUUUGCUUGUCUACGGCAUGUCUUGA